This is a messenger RNA of Carassius gibelio (silver crucian carp), 3608 nucleotides long. RefSeq names its product diacylglycerol kinase theta. The transcript is spliced from 24 exons. NCBI's taxonomy places the organism in Eukaryota, Metazoa, Chordata, Actinopteri, Cypriniformes, Cyprinidae. The coding region runs from base 545 to 3325 and encodes 926 amino acids. Gene Ontology annotation, molecular function: ATP-dependent diacylglycerol kinase activity. The record is from RefSeq and is a predicted model, not a curated record. Gene Ontology annotation, biological process: lipid phosphorylation; diacylglycerol metabolic process; intracellular signal transduction.
GUGAAGCUCUUGUGUACUAUAUGUUUUUCUUUCUCUGCCCGGAGCUGUACUACAGGCGGAAGUUACAGACGCUUGUGUUAGUGAAAACCUGAGGUGAGAAAGUGAAAAGCAGCGUAAAUGAUAAAAAACAGGCUUUUGUGACGAUUUUAACAACAGCGCAUCAUAUAUGUGGACGCAGUUGCUUAAUUUUCCCUUCUUGCAUUGGCAGACUGCUGGUUUUCGUCGGUAAAGGCAGACUGGCAUAUGUAUUGAGUUUGAUGUCUGGUUAGAUGGUCAGAUAGUGAAGCUCUCACACUAACUACACGCGCGCUCUAAUUGGAACGUUCAGAUAUUUUGUUACAUUGAUACAUUGUAGCCAGAAGUCGCGUUUCCGACUCUUGUUUAUACGCUGUAGCUGGAGAACAGAAACAUUCACUUUAUUCAGCGAUGACUCGAUGGGGUUUAACAUAACUGCUAAAUCACGUAUGUGACUUCCACAACAACCAAGCUAGUUGAGCUUUUUAUCUCGGCGUUUUGCACUGGAUCUACGUUGGAAGUGACCGACAUGGCAGACAGCGGUCGGGUGAAGCACGACAGCCCGAGCUCGAGCCCCGGACCCGGGAGGAAAAAGGCGCAGCAGUCGCCCGGUUCAAAGGCGCGGUACUCCGUUAACGCUCCCGGACACUGCUUUCGGAAAGUGACCCUGACCAAACCGACCUUCUGUCAUCACUGCAGCGACUUCAUAUGGGGGAUUGUCGGGUUUGUUUGUGAAGUGUGUAACUUCAUGUCACAUGAGAAGUGUUUGAAGCACGUCAGGACCGUGUGUUCCUGUAUGGCUCCCACACAAGUUCAGGUUCCUGUAGCGCACUGCUUUGGUCCCGCCGGUCAGAAGAAGAGGUUCUGCUGUGUUUGUCGGAAACAUCUGGAAGGCAGUUCAGCUCUGCGCUGUGAAGUGUGUGAGCUGCAUGUGCACAGCGACUGUGCCCCGUUCAGCGUUAGCGACUGUCGUUUCUGCCACCAAGAUGGAGGGCAAGACAUUGACACGUACCAGCACCACUGGCGGGAGGGGAACAUGUCCUCAGGUGCCCGCUGUGAGGUCUGUCGUCGCACCUGCAGUUCUUCCGAUGUCCUGGCUGGCAUGAGAUGUGAAUGGUGUGGCAUUACGGCACAUGCGUCAUGUUACAUAAUCCUCCCCCCAGAGUGCAGCAUGGGACGGUUGCAGAACAUGAUUCUUCACCCCAGCUGUGUGUGGAUCUGCUCACGGAACUUCAGCAAGAUGCACUGUUACCGAAUCUCAGAAAAUUCCCAGCACAGCGAGAUGGAUAACCUGGAUGACGUUGAUACUCCGAGUCCAGUAACUUCUAAGGAAACUCAGUCUACGGGAUCACCUGACACAGGUAAACAGACGCUGAAAGUGUUCGAUGGCGACGAUGCAGCUAAGCGGAAUCAGUUUCGUUUGGUUUCAAUCCCUCGAAUAAUCAAGAAUGAGGAAGUAGUGGAAGCAUCGCUCAGAGCGUUCUACAUCCCAGAUGAACCGCAGGAUUACGAGCUACAGAGUUACAGCCAACAGGGACUGUUUACAGAUGACAUCAUCAACCGUAACGGCACGCCAGACAACAAGCCCAUAUUUAAGGAUACGGUUUCUGAUUCCUGGGUGCUCAGAUCAAAACCUAAAGAAACGGAAGUGGUGAAGAUUUAUUCCAGCUCGCGCAAGGUUGAAGUCACCUCAGUCACUGCUGGGAAAAGCAGCACAGUAGACUCAAUCUUAAAGGAAGUGCUCCCACGAAUAGAAAAACAGAAUGAAAACCCUGCUGACUUCAACCUUGUAGAAGUUUUCAUGAGCAGCAAACAAGUGCAACGGCAAGUCCUCAGCGGUCAGGAGAUUUUACUGGAAAAACUGCAGGAGAUACGGAAGACCUCGUUGCGACAGAUGAACCAGACACGGUUUUACAUUGAGGAAAGCAGGAAUCGAGUGCCACAAGUCAGUCUGCUCUUGGGAGGAUUUCCGACACAGCUUGAAAAAGAGGAAUACACACACCUGCUAUCCGAACACCUCUCAGUCAAAAGUCAUUUGGUCACCAUCACUCACGUGUACUCUGAACAAGGAGCUGUGGUUCUGCAGAUCAGCUGUUUCUCAGAGGCCGAGAGGAUUUACAUGCUGGCCAAAGACACCACCAUCAGCGGCAAACCGCUCUACUCACUCGUCAUACCUGAGAUCAUGCAAAGCAAGCUUGCCAAAGGAAGUUGCCCCUUGCUAGUCUUUGUCAACCCUAAAAGUGGUGGAUUAAAGGGCAGAGAGAUCUUAUACAGUUUCCGAAAACUUCUAAACCCUCACCAAGUGUUCGAGCUGACCAGUGGCGGACCACUUCCUGGGCUGCACACGUUCAGGGAUGUCCCUCACUUUCGGAUCCUGGUGUGUGGAGGAGACGGCACAGUGGGAUGGGUGCUGGGGGUUCUGGAGUCCAUCCGGCAUAAAAUCGCCUGUCCUGAGCCAGCGAUCGGCAUCAUUCCACUGGGCACCGGAAACGAUCUGGCUCGGGUGUUGCGGUGGGGGGCGGGAUACAGCGGCGAGGACCCCUACAAUAUCAUGCUGUCUGUGGAUGAGGCAGAGGAAGUGCAAAUGGACCGCUGGACAAUUCUUCUGGACGCACAGGAAAUGACAGAGGAUGGCAAAGAGAAUGGCUUCCUAGAGCCACCCAAGAUUGUGCACAUGAAUAAUUAUUUCGGUCUGGGAAUCGAUGCUGAACUGAGUCUGGACUUUCAUCAUGCACGUGAGGAGGACCCAGAUAAGUUUAAUAGCAGGUUCCACAAUAAAGGUGUGUAUGUAAAGGUGGGCCUGCAGAAGUUGAGUCACACGCGAAACCUUCAUAAAGACAUCAGACUGGAAGUGGACAAACAGGAAGUGGAACUGCGCAGUAUAGAGGGACUGAUAUUCCUCAAUAUUCCCAGCUGGGGUUCUGGCGCUGACCUGUGGGGCUCAGACAGCGAGUCUCGGUUUGGGCGGCCGAGGAUAGAUGAUGGGAUGCUGGAGGUGGUGGGAGUUACUGGUGUGGUGCACAUGGGUCAGGUUCAGAGUGGGAUGCGUUCUGGGAUUCGUAUCGCUCAGGGCAGCUACAUUCGUAUCACUGUGAACAAACCCAUUCCAGUGCAGGUGGAUGGAGAACCCUGGAUACAAUCACCAGGACAGAUCAUCAUCUCAGCUGCUGGACCAAAGGUUCGCAUGCUGAGAAAGUCCAAGACCAAGCAGAAGAAACAAUCAGGCAGUUUGAAGGAAGGCCGUUCCGACAGUCCCGCUCCCAGUGACGGUGACAAACUUCCCAUCCUUCUCUGCUAUUAUUCACACUAGAGGAUGUGAGAUUUAGAGACUGCUGUAACGUCUUGCAGCAGAUGAAGACUCACUCACUCACCACGCAGAUCAAUGUCCCUUAGGCCUGCUCCUGGAGCUUCAGAUGAACAGGGGGGCAGUACAGCUUGGUUGAGCAGAGCCGGGCAGAGAGUGACCAGAUGCUCCUCUGUCAGAUAAGAGAGGUUCUGAAGUCCAUAGUGCACCAGAAUAUCUUCUCCGGACACACACUGAUAAACAGAGACGAUGUCAAGUCAAUGAAAUAAAGCAAAGAAUGACAAAACUA